Bicyclus anynana (squinting bush brown) is the source of this 1050-nucleotide messenger RNA. RefSeq lists its product as uncharacterized. The record is from RefSeq and is a predicted model, not a curated record. The transcript has 4 exons. Lineage: Eukaryota; Metazoa; Arthropoda; Insecta; Lepidoptera; Nymphalidae. Bases 98 to 931 code for a protein of 277 amino acids.
GUGAGGAACUAUUUGUAUAUUUACUAAUUUCUUAUUUUGCGUUGCGAGACUGCGAGUAUUUAAUUUCGAUUUUCACUAAUUAUAAAAUAAGUUAGUGAUGAAUGAAAGUGAAUCGUAUUAUGUGGAGAAUGUUCUUUACAAUGAGCAAGACAUACCUCCUGAAUCAAUAUGCUCCAACAAAGAUCAUAAAAUUGUAAAUUCAACCGUAGCUAAUAAUGCAGAAAAGUCCAGUGCAGUCUGGACAAGCAGCGCUACCCAAACAUUAUUAAAACUGUAUGAAAAUAAACUGGGUCUACUGGAAACACCUAAAAAGAAAAAAAGAAUAUGGCUAGCUAUUGCUGAAAGUCUAAAAUAUUACAGUAUUGAGAUGACAGCUGAUCAAGUCAGAUGGAAGAUAAAUGCAUUGACAAAAAAAUACAAACAGUGUUUGGAUACUGGACAGCACAGAAAAUUUAAAUAUUUUAAAGAAAUGGAAGAUAUUUAUACAAAAUAUAAUGUAGAUUGUGACCAAUUUGCUAUAAGUGAAUGCUCUAAAAGAAGAAGAUGUCACAAACAAUUAAGUGUGAAUGAUUUUAACCUGCCAUUACAGAUUCAAAAUGAAAGUAGAGCUAUGAUUGAAUUGCGUAAAACAAGACUGGCUAACAGGAUUGAAUCUGAGAGAACUCAAAGUAAAUUAAUUUUGGAAAAACAAUGGCUUGAAUAUCUAAAAAGGCAAGAACACAACAGACUGUUGAAAGAUGAUUUAUAUAAUGAGGUUUUAAAAUUAAGGGAAAAAGAGUUGGAGUUGCAGAGGCAUGAGUUACAAAUAAAGCAGUCUAUAGAGUUGCAAAUGUUAGAAUUAAAAGAAAGAGAACAAGGUAACUUAUUAAAGAUUGAAAAGGAAAAAUGUGAAAUGCUAAAACAGUUUUUUGAUAGUAAAGAUAUUGUGUAAUAAAUUGUAAUUAUCUGAAGGUUAAUCUUAAAUCCUCAGAAUAUAGAGUGUUUUUCUGUAUGCUGAGGUUAAAUUAAAAUCAUAUAAUACUAUGAUUAUAUACCUACUUAGUGAAACAA